Molecule: messenger RNA, 2253 nt
Organism: Mercenaria mercenaria
Lineage: Eukaryota; Metazoa; Mollusca; Bivalvia; Venerida; Veneridae
Product: collagen alpha-1(XXV) chain-like
Exons: 6
Coding region: 48-1967 (639 amino acids)
Cellular component (GO): collagen type IX trimer
Source: RefSeq, a predicted model, not a curated record
UAUGCCAGAACAGCAUCAGUCUGUGUAACACACUCUGCAGUGCCACAAUGGUGACAGGCAAGUGUUUUCUCCUCUUGGCACUGGCCACUGGGUCGUUGGCUAUGUCGGUAACAGACAUGGGAGGUUGUGAGCAGCAAAUAGAGGAACUUCGGGCGCAGAUGGCAGAAAACCAAAUACUCAGGCAAAAACUUUUGGACAAAUUAACACAACUGGAAAUCGAUAUUGAACCAAACGAACAAGGUGUUGUAAGGCACAAGAGAAGCUACUAUCUUGCCGGACCACCAGGCCCAGCUGGGCAUCCAGGUGAGCCAGGUGCCCCAGGUAUCGACGGCCCCCCAGGUGCACCAGGUGUACAGGGAGAGGGUGGAGACAGAGGUGAAGUCGGUCCACGAGGACCAACUGGACCUCAGGGUCUUCAAGGUGAACAGGGGCCACAAGGACCCGUCGGACCAGCAGGUGAACGCGGAGAGUUUGGAGCCCCAGGAUUCCCGGGUGAGAAGGGUGACAUGGGCCCACAAGGACCACCAGGUGUACCAGGGCUUGACGGACCACAGGGACCAAAAGGCGAACAGGGAAUGUUCGGACCACCAGGACUGCCAGGAGUUAAGGGAGACCAGGGUGACGCAGGAUCUCAGGGGGCCCCAGGUGGUCAGGGAGCACCAGGAGAGCCUGGAGAACAAGGGCCUCCAGGCGUUCCAGGUAUGCGUGGACCUCAAGGUCAUCCAGGACCACAGGGACCAUAUGGGCCACCAGGUAUUCCCGGAGAUAAAGGAGACCGCGGAUUCCCAGGUCGCCCAGGUGUGCGGGGUGCCCCAGGUUAUCCCUACGUUGCCGCUGCUGUUGCCGCACCAAUGGGAAAAACACAUAAUCAAAAGGCAUAUUUAUUAACAAUGGCAGGCCGCGUGCUUUUUCUCUUGUCUUUAGUUGUUUUUGUGAGUGCUACGGAAGUUCAGGACCAGAUCAAGAAGUUAAGGGAGGAUAUUCGGACCCUGCAGAGCCAAGUGGAUGAUGAACAUGAUAUUCUGUUCAAAUCCCAGGCCCGCAUUGAGCUCCUGGAACGAGCUGCAGAAGAAAUGAAACAGGAACGUCUGGAGAUGUCUGAAUUGUACAACCGCCAGAAGCGUCAUGUGUUGUUCCAUCCAGGCCCUGGCAUGAAGAUGGCAGCAGCACAACCUGUACUUGCUGGGAAAAUUGUACCAACUGAUAAGAUCCCAGUAGGAGCCCCUGGACCUAAAGGACCCCCAGGCCAGCCUGGACGAAAUGGGCGUGAAGGACCCCGUGGUAUUCGGGGAGAUAAGGGACAGAAAGGGUCUACCGGUACAAGAGGGCCUCCUGGCUCCUAUGGUAUGCCAGGAGUUGUUGGUCCACCCGGAGAGCCUGGUCAGCCCGGGCCUAAGGGAGAAAUGGGAUUUACAGGAUUUCCUGGCAUUAGAGGUGACUGGGGAAGUGAAGGUUUGCAAGGUCCACCUGGACAGGACGGACUUGUCGGACAGAAAGGUAACCGCGGACACCCAGGCUUUAUUGGCGCCUUUGGAUAUCCAGGCCAGAAAGGACAUAAGGGAUUUACCGGGGCGCCGGGACAAGAAGGAGUUCAAGGUAUUGAAGGCGCAUAUGGAGUUACGGGAAAACCUGGCUCACAGGGACCAAAGGGAUACCAAGGACCGGUUGGACAACAAGGUGGCGACGGAGUUCCAGGAUCUAAAGGUACAAGGGGUGACCAAGGCCCGCCUGGGACAAAUGGACCUCGCGGCUUCCCAGGACCUGCUUACCCUGCGCACUACGCUCACGCGCUAGGAGGGUAUCCAAAGAAUGCUGCUGCGCCGAGGUACGUGUACCAUCCUGCGGCCGGUGUUUCCAAGCUCCACAGUGCGCCUUCUAAGUACGGUCCUGUAUACCCGGCAGCACCAGUACAAUUUAAGUACGCACAAGCAAUGGCGAUACAACAAGGAUAUCAACAGAAAGGAUAAACAGUAUCUAUAAAAUAACAUAAUAAAUAUUAUACUUGUUAACUUAAAGGUAACGAAUCCAGUGGUGCUGAAGAACUACUCAGCUAAUAUAAGUACAUAAAAAUGUCUUCCUGGAAUAACUAGAUAUCUUACACAAAACUUUUCCUGAUUUUAUCACUUUUGUUAAUUUCAUUAAACACUCUUUUGAAUUAAAUAUGUGCCAAAUUUUAUGCUAUAUGGAAAACAAUGAAUAUUGAAAGUAAAAGACAGAAGGUUUCAAAACUAAUUAAAAAAAUCUUUUGUUGUU